Molecule: messenger RNA, 6272 nt
Organism: Esox lucius (northern pike)
Lineage: Eukaryota; Metazoa; Chordata; Actinopteri; Esociformes; Esocidae
Gene: znf687b
Product: zinc finger protein 687b
Exons: 10
Coding region: 501-4835 (1444 amino acids)
Source: RefSeq, a predicted model, not a curated record
GGAAGCCGAGACUAAACGCACAGCUUCGCGAUGUUUGUGGUCUUACAUUUUUCAUAGUUUUAUAUCUAUUGCAGGUUAAUACAUAUGUGACUCAAAAGUUGAGUUUGAAGUUCACAUGGAUGUGAACAAAAUUAGCUAUUUUUUAGCUAACCUUCGCUGCUAGCUUUAUUGUUGCUAGCUAAUGUAGCUAACUAGCAUUAUAAGCUAGUUGGCAUAAUGGGAGCAAAAACUGGUUGUCUGUCAAACUUCAUUGUGUUCGUGCAGGCUAGAUCCUAUCAACGUUUACUAUAUUGUAGUGCUUUGGUACGCUGUUAAUAGACGUUCGUGUCGGUUUGAUAUUCGUAACUUGCUGAAAAAAAAAAUCCUGUUCACCGACAUUCAUUGGUCUGUUUUGCUAGCUAACUCGCUACACUACCUUGACAGCAGUAUGCAAGGAUAGUGGUUAUCAGCAUCAUCAGCAAUGUUACUGCUUCAUUAUUUGUGCAGGAUUUGGACCCGGCAUGGGGGACAUGAAGACCCCAGAUUUCGAUGACCUGUUGGCAGCAUUUGACAUUCCUGACAUUGAUGCAAAAGAGGCCAUCCAGUCUGCUCCUGAUGAGGCUGAGGGCCCACACGGACCAGGUGGUGCUUCUCUAGGAAAGCCGGAAGGUGGGCUGGGUGUAGGGACAUCUCUGAGACCACCUAGUCCCCCGGACCCCCAUGCUGACACGCCUAUUGUCAGUGUUAUUGUAAAGAACCGUGUGCGACCCGAGACCCUAGAUGGAGGGGAUGGGGAUUCGGAUGCAGACCAGGACAAUAUGGAUGGCAUUUCUGGGGUUGCUGUGGGCCCACGACUGGGUGCCUGCGCCCCAGGCAUGGCUGAAUCUGAACCACAGAACCACAAUGGGUUUGGAGCCUCCAGUGUUUCCACACCCCUAACCCAGACCCAAUCUAAUGGGGAGCCAUGGUCCGCCUGCACCCCAAAAACAGCAUCAGAGGGCGGAGGAGGUAGUGCUGGAUCCACUAAAUCUGCCAAGCAGGGUGGCAAUAUAUUCAAAAGACUGAAGCCUCUCAUGGUGCAGGGGUCCGGAGACCCAGUAGGAAGGGCAAGAAAGAUGCAGCUCCUACAGCAGCAGCACCAGCAGCAGCACACACCACAAGAUGCAGGCCAUGAAGAUGGAGACGAGGGCAAACCUUCAUUAUCUUUGUCAAUUACGUCCUCUACAUCUGUCCCAGGAGGGUCAGCAGGGCUUCCCACUUCUUUUCUUGCAACUUCCAAGCCACUUCUAACAUCACCAACAACCAUCCUGUCCUCACUACCGCUACACUCCUCUCAGGCUUUUAACGGGGCACCUAAUGCCGGCCCGGCAGCAUUUAGUCCCCAAGACUCAGAGGAUGAGGAUUCAGACCCAGACAUAGGGCCUCCGUUGAUGAUUCAGGAACCCCCAGAGUCCCCUUCCCGCACCCCACCCAAACUAACCCGUCGUUUCAGGUCCCCAGCUUCCAGCUCGGACCCCACCCAUCCCACUGCCUCAUCGACAGCCCACCCAAAACCAGGGGACAGUACCUUGGGCACUAAAGUGACCUGCUCAAACCCCCCGUAUGGCUCAAGCAAGAGUCCGCCACGGGACGACAAACACCCAGAACACGUUAUAGAGGAGCGGGACUCGCCUGAAAGCCCAGUGUCAGAGAUGCCCAAGUCGGCAGCACCACAAACCACCAAGAGGUGUUCCAGCCCAGCAGUAGCUUCCACACCACCCCCCUCAGCCUUACAGGAGCCUAAGGAGGAGGAGGAAGAGAUGGAAGUUGGGAAUGGAAUUGAAAUGGCUUCGGAUGGCAAGGCCGAUUCAGGAAAGGAAGAGGGUGCUAGAUCAGAAGAAGACAAAAUGGAGGUGGAUGAUGGGAAGUCUAAACUUACAAGCACUGAAGGUGGUGCUUCAACUCCAGGAGGGCCUGCGACUCCGUCAAGGCCCCUCAAAGUGCGGAUAAAGACCAUCAAGACCUCCACUGGUGGAAUCACCAGAAUGGUUACCAGGGUCGCACCUAAACCUAGUGCUGCUGGAGUCAAGGGUUUGGAUCCAAGCAAAGUUCCAACAGGGGUGCGCAAGGUCCCAGCAAACAGGGCCCGGAAACCUGACCCUCCUUCUGGUCGUACGACAGCCUCCCAGCCACAGAAAUCAAAGAGCCUCAAUGCUCUUCCUGUGUCUACGCUCGCAGCCAGUAGUGCUAUGCUUGCUGCCGCAACCAAGGCUCAGAACAAGAUGGCUGCCUCCUCGGACAAGGCCAAGGUAUCUGCCACUGCUGUUAGCAUCACUAAAUCAGCCGCCUUGCCUGCCACUCCCUCUGUAGCCUCUUCUCCUAAAUUCUCAGUAGCCACUGGUGGGAUUAGCGUACGUCCUGUUGGUGCUAAAACAGCAAAUGGAGGCAGCACAAGUGUCCUAGCAGGCACUCACCAGCCAAACAAGCCAGCCUCCAUCGUUAACAACACGGGUGCCGUCAUCUCCCGGAGCCAGUCCAGCCUGGUGGAGGCCUUCAACAAAAUCCUUAACAGCAAAAAUCUACUACCCAGCUAUAAGCCUGACCUAUCAACUCCUCCACCCCCAGAGUGGGGGCUCCCUUUGCCCGCCACUGGCUAUCGCUGUCUGGAAUGUGGCGAUGCCUUCGCCCUGGAGCGCAGCCUGGCUCGCCACUAUGACCGGCGCUCACUGCGUAUAGAGGUAACCUGCAACCAUUGUGCCAAGCGGCUGGCCUUCUUCAACAAGUGCAGCUUGCUGCUCCAUGCCAGGGAGCACAAGGAACGCGGGCUGGUCAUGCAGUGCUCCCACCUUGUCAUGAGACCAGUCACUGUGGAACAGAUGAUUGGCCAGCAGGACAGCACUUCCGGCAUGCUCUCUCCUUCAAUCUCCUCUCUUCCUCCAGCCUCUUCCCCCUCCACCACAUCAGGGGCACCUGCCCUGUCAACUGGAUCCUCCCUACUGAAGGACACCCAGUCUCCCUCCACAACCCAGCCCAGAUCUGUCCGCCGGGUCCCCCAAAGUCCCCAGGCACUGAUGCCCCUCCCCUGCAAGAAGGGUGAGGUGCUGCAGUACCAAAACUUCAAGUGUCCGGAGUGCCAAGCCCAGUUCUCUGGCAAGGCCGAGCUGGUCGCCCACUUCCAGCAGAUCAGAGCUACUCCUAACUCAACCUGUACCCUGUGUUCGCCACCCAUGAUGCUGCCCAACUCAUGCAGCGUGUUGGCUCACCAGAGGAUCCAUAAGCACAGGGCUCCCCAUGUUUGCCCAGAGUGCGGUGGCAUUGCCCGACAGGCCAGCUUCCAGACCCACCUGGAGGAGGCCUGUCUGCAUUUUGCUCGCCGCAUUGGAUACAGGUGCUCCAGUUGUCAGGUGGUGUUCGGGGGUCUAAAUUCUAUCAAAUCCCAUAUCCAGACAGCCCACUGCGAGGUGUUCCACAAGUGUCCAAGCUGCCCUAUGGCUUUCAAGUCGGCCCCCAGUGCACAGGGACAUAUCAACACCCAGCACCCAGCCCUCAACGAUGGACAGGCCAAAAUGAUCUACAAAUGUGUGAUGUGUGAUACAGUUUUUACUCAGAAACCCUUACUGUACAUGCACUUUGACACUCACCUGGCCAAGCAGAAAGUGCAUGUUUUCAAGUGUCCUGACUGCACCAAACUAUAUGCGCAGAAAGGUUCCAUGAUGGAACACAUAAAGACUGCUCACAGAGGGCAGUCAGUCAGACAGGAGGGCCAAUUAGAUGCCUCCACCCCUGCCCCAACCAACCCCUCCACGCCGUCCCUCCCGAAACCCAAGCCCUCUGCUAAAACAGAGAACUCAGACGGGGAGGACUGGGGCCGAGACCAAGAAGAGGACGAUGAGGAGGAGGAGGGAGGCGAGGAAGAGGAUGAUGAAGACUAUGAGCAACCUGAGAGUCAGCCUAGCGCCACCGAAAACAACCGUGGAGCUCCUUCCGAAUGGAGCUGCCAGCAAUGUCAGAAGAGCUUUGCGCAGAGUGACGACUACACCUCUCACAUGAAGACAGAACAUGGAAAGGCUCUGAAGAAGUUCCCGUGUCGCUUGUGCCAGAGCUCCUUCUCCACCUCUUCCAGCCUCCGGCGGCAUGUACGAGUCAUCCACGAGGGCAACAAGAGAGUCUUCCAUUGCCAAUAUUGCACAGAGGGCAAGCGGACUUUCAGCAGUCAACUCAUCCUGGAGAAACACAUUCGUGUCCAUCACCGGGUCAGAGCUAAUGAUGGAAAGCAGGGCCCUCCUCAGACCAGGAAGCGGUCAGCCCAGGGGGAAGGGCCAGGCAGCUCUUCUGAACAGGACGGAGAGGUGGGUCCCCCCGUGGCUGGAAUUGAGGAGAAGGCUGGCUCAGAGAGCGGUGAGGCUCGGGAGGAGGAGGACGGUGCCGGCCCCUCAAAGAGAACACGAGGAGCUUCGGCGCUUGCCGAGACCGAGGAGGAGGACAGCGUGUUCCGCUGCGUGCCCUGCGGCUUCGCCACAGAGGACGGCGCAGAAUUCCAGCGCCACAUCCCGCAGCACCGUGCUGAUGCCGCCUCCUUUCAGUGCCUGCAGUGUGGCGUGUGCUUCGCCUCGGCUGGCUCGCUGGGACGCCACCGCUUCAUCACCCACCGCGUGAGGGACCCCCAGGGGGAUUCAGAGCGUAGGCCGGCCCGCGCGCCUCCCUCCUCUGUGGAUGGCUCGCCCUCCUCUUCACCCCAAAAGGGGGAGGAAGGGGAGGGGAGCCUUUGCUGCCGGGUGUGCAGCCGACACUUCGACCGGGCCUCUGACCUCAGCACCCAUCUGAGGACCCACGGUAUGGCCUUCAUUGCCGCCCAAAAGACAGACAAGCCCCAGUAAUCCUGGAUUGGUUUACGCAUUGCCCCACCACACCCAGUAAUAGUUCAAACUUGGGGGAUAGCGGAGUUGAUAGUAUAUCUGAAGCUCGCGGGAAACAUCACACCAGGGCCACCGAACCCCGGUCAUAAAAGAGCAGAGCGGGGCCUCGGGGUGAUCGUUCUUGGGGGGCUGAAUGCCGACGGAUGAGACCACAUUCGUCCUUAAUAUUCACGCAUUCAUUAUCGCCGUGCCCAACAGUUAAAAAGGACUGGAAUCAUGAAGGUCACCUGAUCACAGCGUCGCUGUUGGUUUCCGGCUGUAACACUACGUUUGUCAUAGAAUUCUCAGUGACUUUGUGUUUUUCCGCCACGAAUAUCAUUGUUCGUUGUGGGUGAACCACACUAUCUCAUCGACAUCCAUUUCCUUUUGUAUCCAUCUGUUAUUUGUGCUUGUUCACAUCCUUCAUACAUCGCCAAAUACAUCAACAAAGAGACCUGAUUGUACAACGACAGUUCUCUUCCUGUUGGACCUAGUUUAUUUCCCUUGUUCAGGGCGGGCUGGGAAGGUACUGUUUUCAAAUCAUUGUCCGGUUUCACUUCAAACAAGCAGUAAAAGGGAGUAUUUGGAGAGUUGAUAACACUGAUUUUAAGUAAUAAUGACUUUGUCCUAUUUAUUUAUAUGAAACACAUUAUUGGUGUUGUUUGUGUGAGUAUUUUGCCACCAAUCUUAUAGAAAGAUGAAAUGGUAAAAGUAGUUUGUAAUGGAUACCCCAGGCUGGUGAGAUUUUGAUCUCUCUACAUUACACAUUUCUGUAGGAGAAAAGGUUGCAUAAUUAUGUUAUCGUAACCCGUGUUGUUUUGAAUGGAGGGUUUUGUCACCGACAUUAUAGCUCGGGAUGGGAGGAGAGACUUCCGAGAUGCUUGCCAGUGUCGAAAAUGCGGUUUAUUAGUGUAUGUUGCUCUGUAAAUAUAGUAUAAUAUACACUAAAAGAAGGCUUUUGGGUUUUGUUACUUGUAAUGAAAAUGUGAAUAUAAGUAUAGUAUUUGUACUUGUAAAUGUUUUUCUGCUUGUUGUUCUUUUUCCAACCAAUUUUAAGCAUUUCAUUUUUAUCGGAGGUAGCUAGCUAUACAUUGUCACUCACAAAAGCAGAGGGGGAGAUUUUAAUGAGUUGUAUUGUGUUUUAAUAAUGUGUACGAGUAUGAACAUUUCUCUCUUUGAUAUGAUUAUUUUCUAACUGCAGAAUCAGUGCUUGCUGUAUCCCCCUUUGUUUUUCUGUUUCAGUAACAUUUUCUCACUUGAAUGAAGACUUUUUGUAUGGAUGUUAUUUUAUUUUUGGUUGGCUGAUAUUUAUAUAGCGAAACAAUGAACCCACGUUUUAUUCUACAUCAUGAUUGUUGUCUGCUUGCGGAAUUGCCAUACACUUUUUGUGCCGUUUCAAAAUAAAUGCGUGAAGGACAA